Molecule: messenger RNA, 675 nt
Organism: Chrysoperla carnea
Lineage: Eukaryota; Metazoa; Arthropoda; Insecta; Neuroptera; Chrysopidae
Product: inosine triphosphate pyrophosphatase
Exons: 1
Coding region: 96-653 (185 amino acids)
Biological process (GO): nucleoside triphosphate catabolic process
Cellular component (GO): cytoplasm
Molecular function (GO): nucleoside triphosphate diphosphatase activity
Source: RefSeq, a predicted model, not a curated record
UUCUUAUUCGAUUUUCAUAUAUUAUCUAAUAUUAAAAUGGAAUAAAAGCAUAUCCUUUCAUAAAAUUUAACUUGAAAUAUUAUAAGGUUAAAAACAUGGGUUCAAGAACAAUAACUUUUGUCACGGGUAAUGCAAAAAAAUUAGAAGAAGUAUGUGCUGUGAUUGGAAAGUCAAUUUCAAUUGUGAAUAAAAAAAUUGAUUUACCAGAAUUACAAGGUGAAAUAAAUGAUAUUUGUAAAAAAAAAUGUUUGGAAGCAACAAAACAUGUUAAAGGACCUGUAAUGAUUGAAGACACGUGUUUAUGUUUCAACGCUUUACAUGGUUUACCUGGACCAUAUAUAAAAUGGUUCUUAGAUAAAUUAGGACCUGAAGGUCUUUAUAAACUGUUAGAGGGCUGGGAAGACAAAUCAGGUGAAGCAGUGUGUACUUUUGCUUAUUAUUCUGGUGAUGAAACAGAUGAAGUGUUAAUAUUUCAAGGUAUUUGCAAGGGUACAAUAGUACCGCCAAGAGGGUCACGUGAUUUUGGUUGGGAUCCUUGCUUUCAACCAGAAGGCUAUGAUAAAACGUACGCUGAAUUACCGAAAGAAGAAAAAAACAAAAUAUCUCAUAGAGCCAAAGCUCUUCAAUUGUUAAAAGAUUAUUUUAAUAAAUAAUAUUUAGUAUUUUUCUAGUUAA